Messenger RNA from Pteronotus mesoamericanus, 1738 nucleotides. It is a transcript of the gene SETD4, whose product is annotated as SET domain containing 4. The record is from RefSeq and is a predicted model, not a curated record. Gene Ontology annotation, biological process: peptidyl-lysine trimethylation; peptidyl-lysine monomethylation. The coding region runs from base 291 to 1664 and encodes 457 amino acids. Lineage: Eukaryota; Metazoa; Chordata; Mammalia; Chiroptera; Mormoopidae. The transcript is spliced from 11 exons. Gene Ontology annotation, molecular function: protein-lysine N-methyltransferase activity; protein binding.
ACGACUCCUGCCAGCAACCGAGGACUUGGUUUCGGUCAGAGAAGACUCCGGCAGUCCUGACGGCUCCCAGCCUCUCCAUCUGCUGUUGCGGCCCGUUUCUUUAACUCGCCAUCAUUUGGGGUGCUGUUCCCGCUGUCCCCUGCCUUGGGCCCGCUGUCCCCGCCGCCAUGCUGAAGCCGGCGCGCGUCGCGGAGGUACCAAGAACAAUGAUUAUGAUACGCUGGGAGAAAAGGCAAAGGAAAUGCUUUUUAUUUUAGAUUGAGCACCUAAACAGAAACUGUGAUUUCAGUAUGAAGAAGGGAAGAGGAAGAACAAGCCGGAUCAGAAGACGAAAACUCUUGAGAAGUUCUGGAUCAAGAGGAGUGAAUGAGAGCUACAAGCCUGAAUUUAUAGCGCUCAAGAAGUGGCUGAAAGAUAGGAAGUUUGAAGAUACAAACUUAGUACCUGCUUGUUUUCCAGAUACGGGAAGAGGGCUGAUGAGCAAAACGCCCCUGCAGGAGGGACAGGUGAUUGUGUCGUUGCCUGAGAGUUGCCUGCUCACCACGGACACAGUGAUUAGGAGCUACUUAGGGCCAUACGUCGCUAAGUGGCAGCCUCCUCCAUCUCCUCUGCUGGCUCUGUGCACCUUCUUAGUUGCAGAAAGGCAUGCUGGGGAUCGGUCUCCCUGGAAGCCUUACCUGGAGAUUCUACCGAAGGCCUACACCUGCCCCGUUUGCUUGGAGCCGGAAGUGGUGGAUCUUCUCCCAGGACCUCUGAAGGCGAAGGCCAGGGAGCAGAGAGCGCAUGUGCAGGAGUUGUUUGCGUCCUCCAGAGCCUUCUUCUCCUCCCUGCAGCCGCUGUUCCCUGUGCCCGUGGAGAGCAUCUUCAGCUACAGCGCCUUCCUAUGGGCCUGGGGCACCGUCAACACCAGGGCUGUGUACCUGGAGCGUGGGCGGAGGCCGUGCUUUUCCGCGGAGCCAGACACCUGUGCCCUGGCCCCAUACCUGGAUCUGCUGAAUCACAGCCCCACCGUCCAGGUGAAAGCGGCAUUUAAUGAGGAAACUCGCUGUUACGAGAUCCGAACAGGCUCACGCUGGAGGCAGCACGAGGAGGUGCUCAUCUGCUACGGCCCCCACGACAACCAGCGGCUGUUCCUGGAGUACGGCUUCGUCGCCCCUGGCAACCCGCACGCCUGUGUGCGCGUCGCACAAGAUGUGCUUGUUAAAUAUCUUCCAGCAACAGAUAAACAGAUGAACAAAAAGAUUUCCAUUUUAAAGGACCAUGACUUUAUAGAGAAUCUGACGUUCGGAUGGGAUGGCCCGUCGUGGAGGUUACUCACAGCCCUUAAGCUGUUGUGUCUGCGAGCUGGCGAGCUCCCAUGCUGGAAAAAAGUACUUCUUGGCGAAAUAAUUUCAGAUACAAAUGAGAAGGCGAGUCUGGACAUCGCCCAGAAAAUAUGCUAUCAUUUCAUAGAGGAGGCCAAUGCUAUGCUGCAGAAGGUUUCUCACAUGAAAGAUAAAGAAACUGCUCUGAUGACCCAGCUCUCUUUGGCUGAAACCCUGUGGAAUGAAGAGCUCAGGGUUCUGCAGGCAUCUGCCGAGACCCUGACCCGCCUGCAGACGGAGCUCUGCUGUGACUCACCGAGGGGCAAUCGCUUGCCUCUGGUGGGGGGUGUGGCUUCUUAAUCGUUUUUACAGUAAAGUUUGCUUUACAUAGAAUCUUGUGCAUUCAGCGGGUGGUUUCUAUUAAACAAUGAUGU